Molecule: messenger RNA, 1737 nt
Organism: Exophiala mesophila
Lineage: Eukaryota; Fungi; Ascomycota; Eurotiomycetes; Chaetothyriales; Herpotrichiellaceae
Product: ADP,ATP carrier protein
Exons: 8
Coding region: 282-1238 (318 amino acids)
Biological process (GO): mitochondrial ATP transmembrane transport; mitochondrial ADP transmembrane transport
Cellular component (GO): mitochondrial inner membrane
Molecular function (GO): ATP:ADP antiporter activity
Source: RefSeq, a predicted model, not a curated record
UGGUGUAGGAGGCACGGAGGCACUUGGAGGCUAAACUUUUGGGGUGGACGUGUGCCCGUGUGGGUUGCCAGGCGUUCAAAGCCGACGAAACCAGGCCGACUCCUUCAAAUCGAAUCUAUCCGCUAGUCUUUUUUUAGCCUAGCACGAUUUGAGCUCCAAUCCCUUUCUACAAAAUUUCCCAGUCUGCUUCAACCUCAAUCUUCUCUCUAUCAUUCCUGCAUCACGCAUCAACUUUCCCUCUCUCCACUCAUCCAUUCUCAUAUCCAGGAUCAGUCGCAAAGAUGUCUGGUGAUAUUCCUCAGGAACGCAAGUCCGUUAUGGGCUUGCCACCCUUUGCCAUCGAUUUCUUGAUGGGUGGUGUCUCUGCCGCCGUCUCGAAAACCGCCGCCGCUCCCAUUGAGCGUGUCAAGCUCUUGAUCCAGAAUCAGGAUGAAAUGUUGAAGACUGGACGUCUCGACCGCAAAUACAAUGGUAUCGUCGAGUGCUUCAGCCGAACUGCCAAGAACGAGGGUGUCAUGUCUCUGUGGAGAGGUAACACAGCCAACGUUAUCCGAUACUUCCCUACUCAGGCCUUGAACUUUGCUUUCCGUGAUACCUACAAGUCGAUGUUCGCCUUCAAGAAGGACCGUGAUGGAUAUGCCAAGUGGAUGGCUGGUAACCUGGCCUCCGGUGGUAUGGCUGGUGCCACUUCCCUGCUUUUCGUCUACUCCCUCGAUUACGCCCGUACCCGUCUUGCCAACGAUGCUAAGUCCGCCAAGAAGGGAGGUGAGCGUCAAUUCAACGGUCUCGUCGACGUCUACCGCAAGACUUUGGCUUCUGAUGGUAUUGCUGGUCUCUACCGUGGUUUCGGUCCUUCGGUUCUUGGAAUUGUCGUCUACCGUGGUCUCUACUUCGGCAUGUACGACUCCAUCAAGCCCGUUCUCCUGGUCGGUCCUCUUGAGGGUAACUUCUUGGCUUCCUUCUUGCUCGGCUGGGGUGUCACCACUGGUGCCGGUAUCGCUUCCUAUCCUCUUGAUACCAUCCGUCGUCGCAUGAUGAUGACGUCUGGUGAGGCUGUCAAGUACAAGAGCUCUCUCGAUGCUGCCCGACAAAUCUUUGCUGCCGAAGGUUUCCGAUCUUUCUUCAAGGGUGCCGGUGCCAACAUUCUCCGUGGUGUUGCCGGUGCCGGUGUCUUGUCCAUCUACGAUCAGGCUCAACUUCUCCUCUUCGGAAAGGCCUUCAAGGGUGGCUCUGGCUAAAUGCCAUCUCACCUCAUCCUGCCGACCAACACGGAAACCUCUACGACAUAUCGUUCAUAGCCGACAAUUAUGUCGUGACGGAUCAAGAUAAUCAGUGUUUGGGAUGGAGAGAAUUGGUGUGUGGAGACGACGAUGGAAGGAGCUCUCCACAACGGAGAGAAAUCUCACGGGGAGUGGAGAGGAGAAGAAGCUUGCUGCAAAUAGACAACCUCACGACAAUGCAACGCGAGAGGCGACAGCAAUCACUGGGCUGUGGGGAGUGUGUGGGGCGCCUUCGAUAUCCUGUUUUCCAUGAUGGGCUUGUUGGCGGGUUCUUCACGUUCAUUUCCGCUCUCGUCUGCGUUGUAGCCUCGAAUCUCAAUUGUACUUUACCCUCUUUACCCCACGACUGGUCUCGCUCGGCCAGAAUAUGUUGAUCAGUGAUGAGUGACCAGUAGACAACUACGUAGAUGAUUCAAGGCCGUGUAGUCAAGCGAACAAGACAUUGCGAUUAUCCUGG